Aedes albopictus (Asian tiger mosquito) is the source of this 3205-nucleotide messenger RNA. RefSeq names its product interferon-inducible double-stranded RNA-dependent protein kinase activator A homolog. NCBI's taxonomy places the organism in Eukaryota, Metazoa, Arthropoda, Insecta, Diptera, Culicidae. Bases 161 to 1294 code for a protein of 377 amino acids. Gene Ontology annotation, biological process: regulation of regulatory ncRNA processing; siRNA processing. Gene Ontology annotation, molecular function: siRNA binding; double-stranded RNA binding. The record is from RefSeq and is a predicted model, not a curated record. The transcript is spliced from 7 exons. Gene Ontology annotation, cellular component: RISC-loading complex; RISC complex; nucleus.
GUGUCAAAAUCUGAACUUUGUGGUGGAGUGCAAGUUCACGUUCUGCUCGGUGCGGUGAAAAUUGUGAAUUUAGUCGUGAAAUUCGACCGGUCGUGCACUAAAAAGACUUGAAAACAGUGUAUUUACGGCUGCUGCAUUAGAAAAGCUAAUAUUUGCCAAGAUGAGUAAAACGGAUCUGCCGGUCGCCGAGGAUCUCAACGGACUAUUGUCCGGUGACAACGGAAACCCACCGGUCGGGCAACCGGACCUGAAACGUCCCGCUCGGGUGGCGAAAAAGUCCGUGAGCAAGCAGGACGCUCUGCCGAUUGAGGAAGCCCUCAAGAGCGAGCUGACCGGCACGAACAACAUGAAGACACCGAUUUCGGUUCUGCAGGAGCUGCUGAGUCGCCGGGGAAUCACCCCCCAGUACGAUCUGAUCCAGGUUGAGGGAGCGGUCCACGAGCCGACAUUCCGCUAUCGCGUUUCGUACCAGGACAAGGAUGCCAUGGGUACGGGUAAAUCGAAGAAGGAGGCUAAACACGCCGCUGCUAAGGCGUUGAUCGAUAAACUAGCCGGAAAUGCAUUCGGGGACUCCACAUCCAGCGGGUUGAGCGUCAAGUCGGAGCCCGGAGUCGACGGAGACGACGAACCGACCGGAAACCCCAUCGGUUGGCUGCAGGAGAUGUGCAUGGCUCGCCGCUGGCCACCACCAACCUACGAGACCGAGAUGGAGGUUGGCCUUCCGCACGAGCGCCAGUUUACCAUUGCCUGUACGGUGCUGAAGUACCGCGAGGUGGGCAAGGGCAAGAGCAAGAAGAUCGCCAAACGCCAGGCGGCCCAGCGUAUGUGGCAACGGCUGCAGGACCAACCGCUGGAACCGAACCAGAUCAUCCAGAUGCUGGAUGAGGAGGGCAACGAGGAGCUGAAGGCGGCCAGCAUUUCCGGACGGUACGCUGGACUGAAGGAUGCUCGUAUUCCCAGCCUCACUACCGGCCACGGCCAGAAGGUGUCCCAAUUCCACAAGGCCCUGAAGGCACGCAGUGGUGAAACUCUGCGCCAACUGCAGGUCACUUGUCUCAAUGACAAAUCGAUCGACUUUGUGCAAAUGUUGCACGAGAUCGCCACCGAGCAACGCUUCGAGGUGACCUACGUAGACAUUGACGAAAAAACGCUGUCCGGACGCUUCCAGUGUUUGGUGCAACUGUCGACGUUGCCGGUUGCCGUUUGUCACGGCAGCGGCAGCACGGCCAAGGAAGCGCAAACUGCUGCGGCUCGCAACUCGCUGGAAUAUCUGAAGAUCAUGACCAAGACCUAAGGUGGAAUCGAGGCAUCAGAAGAAAUCAGCUCGGUCGAUAAAUCUUAUUCUCGCACAGAAGAAUUUAGCAAUAACGAAAAAAGUGACAUCGUAUUGAAUCCAAAACCAUCAAAUGCGCCAUUCUGUAAGUUCAUUUUGGCGCGCUCAAAACCACGUAGCGCCACUAAUUGCGAGAAGUAUGAACUACCAUUAUCGACAACUUGACGAGCCGAGCAUAAUUCGUCUGGAGCGCCUGUAGGGGCGGGAUCAGCCUUGAUCAAUGAUCCCGCCUAUGAAAAAUGGUUGCACGCGCUCCACUGGAACGCCAGAGGGCGUCAAUAUUUCUUGAAACAAACACAUUUUUACUCUAGGUAUUUGUCAACAGUUAUCUAUGUUUUAUCAUUUUGAUAUUCUUUUUACCUUAAAGUUUAUUCUCUUUCGAGAAUACCAAGGAAGGUGUUUGUACCUCAGAAUUGUAUUUCUACAUUAUUUUUGUUUGUUUGGACAUUGUAUUAUUUUUUUCUUUUAUUAGGCAUAAGGUUCUUACGAUUUUUUCCUCUGCUGUAUUGUGUACUCAAACAAAAUUUUAUCAGAUUAACUAAAUACAUAAAUAACUAGUAUCACUAUCAAACAUUUAAUCGAUGAAAACAAAUUUAAGUAAAACUAUUCUUAGCUACACUGAAAAAAAGACGAAUCGUAGAUGGCGUAUACUUUAAAAGAUGAGUUACUCUACCAGCGUUUUAAAAAAAAAGUAUAUGUUUCAUCAUUUCUCAACUGCCACUGUGCAAAGGAAAUGAGUUUUCUCCAAUUGUGAAAUUAAACCACACACAUGAAAUGGUUGUCGCCUGUCAAACAAAAGAUCAACUCAAGCGAACCAUUCGAGUUAUUUAUGUGUAUAGUGUAAUACGAAGAACUUGGCAAAACAAUAAUGGCAAUCAUAUAAUCGCUGAAUCUUGGAUCAAACAAAGAAAAAUGAUUGGAAUACAACGCAGUUGUUACGCUGAUAACAGAAAGCAAAUCCCAACAAGUUGAACGAAACCUUUCUUUCGAAUUAUACAAAUAUUGGAAGCAAAAAUGUGUGCGUAUUGAAGCCAAUCAGAUGCACCAGAUGUCGCCCUCUCCGUCGUUGGCAGUUAGCAGCACCCGUUGCUUCGCCGGAUAAACACUCGGAGAGGCUCAUCUUGCAUCAACAACCGUAACAUACAAGCUAUACUUUGCAUAGAAUUAGUGGGUUUUAUUUUCCAAGAAAAUAUACAACACAUCCAUUAACGAGUUACUCUAUAUAGUUAUUGAAUACAGUUUUGCCUUAGUUUUCAGCUUUUCUUUAUCGAAACCGGAUUUUACUAUUGAGUCUUCGAUGAUUGGUAAAUUCUGUUUUCGGAUAUUCAAAUAAACGGUAUGAAGAAUAAUCGCUGCUUUUUUGGUUAUUGAACAAUUGCAUCGUAAAUGUAUUUGCUGUCAUUGGAGGUAUUAAAGUAUCAAGUUAUAAACAUAUAAAUAAAAAACCACACACUACUUGAACCUAAACGCUACACAGAUGAAAGCAAAAAGAUAUAUGAAUACAAUUAGUGGGAUUUUUUCAAGCAUCUAACUAUUAUUAAAGCUUAUAAAACAUAAAAAAAGUAUCAGCAUGAAGGAUAAAAGUCCCAUACUUGUAGGAAAAUGGGCAUUAUUUUAAUGCAAAGUAUAGAGGUUGUAACAAAUCCAGAAGCAAAACAUACAAUUUCAACGGAACGAUUAAUACAAUACAGAAUAUAAAUGUAUCGUGUGUACAAAAUAUGCUUCUCCAGAGUGUAAGUCAAUACCAAGAAGAGAAAUUAAGCAAACGUGGGUAUUGCAGGCUGGAAAGGAAUAUUUCGUACACAAUUUUCUUGUCUUGUAGUUUUCCUGUAUCCAAUAAGUAAUCAAUACAUAUAAUGAAGCAAAACGCUA